Peronospora belbahrii is the source of this 1212-nucleotide messenger RNA. NCBI's taxonomy places the organism in Eukaryota, Oomycota, Peronosporomycetes, Peronosporales, Peronosporaceae. The record is from the annotation of a GenBank genome assembly.
AUGAGCUCUGAAGUAUUUGAGACGCCUGAGCCGGAGGAGUCAUUUGAGCCGUAUAGAGCUGUCAACACUUCCGCCCGUCAGUCACGCACUGGUGUUUGCGCUAAUCCGGAGGUUGAGGCCUACUUUCAUGACAAGAGCUUAAUCGAGCUGGACGAGCAGGCGAUGCCUGUAAAACAGGCAUUUGAAGUGUUCAUGGGCAAAGUUUACAAGCCGACGUUGUCAAAACUGACCGAAUACGAGUUUUCGGCUUCCAGAGACAGCAGCAAAACGAUACUGGAGUCCCCAUUGGCUCGUUUCAUGCGAUUGUCAUUGGAAAUAAAGGAACUAGAGGCAGAUUUGAUGCUUUUGGCGACAGACGCCGAGCAAAAGAAGCACAAGCUCAAUCUGUCUGCUCUUGAAAAGAACGCAGCUUGUCAGCCAUUUUUGCGCACUGGCACGGCUGGUGCUGAUGCGGCGUUGAGUCUUCAGAAAGAUCUGACGACUAAGUUUUUUCAGCAGAUCGACGCAUUCAAGAGGCAUCAACAAAAGCAGACGAACGUUCAUGCUUUUUCUGAAGGCGCGCCUAUCGUGUAUGAAAUUUACAGCAAUGGCGAGCUGAAUGCCGUUGACAGCGACGCAAAGACUCGAGUAUCUAAACUUGAGGCACGAAUUACGGCGUUAGAAAAAGCUAUUGGAAAUUAUCAGGGACAAGAGCUUCGACUAGACGGCUUGUGCUCACUCAGUGGUGCAACAAGCGUAGACUUGACCUCAACUGUUGCGCAACUCGAGCAACGUGUUGCGUUGAUGAGCGAAAAGAAUCUUGACGCAGUGAAGACACGCACUACAGCCCUUGUUCGCGAGCUUACACUUCUUACAAAACUGAAGCAGUCACCAAGUGUACAAGGGGCGUUGAACUCACGCGCGGGUCAAGUGCAGAUUCAAAAGAUACACGAUCAGCUAAGCAGUCUUGACACCGUAGCGGCCUCAGUGCCAGCUAUUGUAGACCGACUUAUUUCGCUUAAGUCAGUGCAUGAUGAGGUGCUGAAUGUGACAGCUCGUGUGGGCAAGAUAGAGCGGACUCAAGCCUCGUUGAUCGAGCUACUAGACUCAGACGCUGCAUUACUCGCCAAUGUGGAGGCGAGUUUGGCCGACAACGUGCAGAUUUUUCAAUCUAACAUUUUGCAACUUGACAAUCGCAUGGCUAAGUUGCUCGCCUUAUCAAGUGACCGCUAG